Lingula anatina is the source of this 3660-nucleotide messenger RNA. RefSeq lists its product as uncharacterized. Lineage: Eukaryota; Metazoa; Brachiopoda; Lingulata; Lingulida; Lingulidae. The record is from RefSeq and is a predicted model, not a curated record.
AUGUUUGAUGACGGCGUGGAGUUUGAUAACGGAGACAAGAGGAUUUCUUACGAAAUGAUGAAAUAUUGGGCGAACUUUGCUAAAACAGGGAACCCUAAUCUACCAGACCCGCCGGCCACAAACUGGCCACAAUAUACAGCAACCAGGAAAGAAUACAUCGAGUUAGGUGACGUCACCAAGUCUGCUUCUGACGUCAUUCCAAGUCGAUGGAAACUGUGGGUGACCACUAUUCCGGAUAUCCAGGCUUCUCCCGUGCCUGCACUGGUCUCUGCAGCUGGCAGAAUUCGUCCCCCAUUCUACGGAAUAAUGGGGGUAACUAUAGUAGACAGCCAGUUAGAGGUCAACAUCACAACAGGAAGAAUACGAGGUUUCAACAAAACAGUGAACGGGAUAACUGUGAACGAAUUUUUAGGUAUUCCCUUUGCCAAGCAACCAGUUGGGAACCUUAGAUUUGCAAAGCCCGAGCCUGCGAGCAGCUGGGCAGGGGUGAAAGACGCCACGGCGUACGGUCCAGCUUGCAUGCAGAGACCCAACCCUUUUGGAUUUCCUAAUCCGAAGAAAAUAUCUGAAGAUUGCCUGACACUCAACGUUUUUGUUCCUGAUACCCCUGGCGUCAAAGCUGUAAUGGUCUGGAUUCAUGGCGGAGGCUACUUCACUGGCGGAAGUUUUCACUAUGAUUUCACCGAAUUCGCUGCAAGAGGCGACAUCAUCGUUGUAUCAGUAAAUUAUCGCCUGGGACCAUUUGGUUUCCUGAGUAUAGAUGGCGCUAAUAAUGCAACUGGAAAUCUGGGACUGUGGGAUCAGAUUGAGGGACUGAAGUGGGUACAAGACAACAUUGGAGCCUUUGGUGGUGACCCUAAAAACGUUACUAUAUUCGGAGAAUCUUCCGGGGGUAGCAGUGUCUCUCAGCUUGCUCUUACCACAAAAGCUAAGGGCCUGUUUCAGCGUUUCAUUCUUCAGAGUGGGUCCUCCUGGGCAGACUGGGCGUGGUCGACGGAAAAAGCUGAAACACUUUCUUUAAGGAUUGGCGAUAUUAUAGGCUGCCAUGCUGGGCCAACCGAGAGAUCAAAACUCCUCGACUGUCUGCGGGGAACAACAGCUGAACGAUUCCUAGACGCGAGCAUCAUUGCUACCAUAGGUGUCCCUGGGGCCCUUCAUUAUAGCGUCGAGGUCGAUGGCGAUAUGUUCCCAGAAUCUGUAUCAGACAUGUUUAAAAACCAUGAUUCAGAAGUCAUACAGCACUUUCGUUCUCUGGACUGUUUGGCAGGUUUCAAUGACGGAGAUGGGGCGAUAUUGACCCAUGACAUCGAUAACGGUAUCACCCCUGCAGAGUUACGAGAUAAGUUCAUUCCUGAUGUGGCAAAACAAGUCGCACCUGGCCACGAAGCCGAGAUUGAGAACGUUCUGAUGAAGGAAUACUACAACAGCACAGCUAAUCGAUAUGACACUGCUAACCGUUACGUCGACAUCAUGACGGACUGGGCGUUAGCAGGACCGGUGGCAAUUCUGACAGAUAAACACGCGUCAUCGGGUAAUGGCUCUACAUAUCUGUACUACCUCACAAAGGUACCUUCAUUUGGCUAUGUUUUGAAAUUCCCUCCUUGGUUCGAUCGGUCAAACCACGGAGACGACCUUUCUUACCUCCUUGGUCCGGAUCACCCAACUAUGUUUGAUGACGGCGUGGAGUUUGAUGACGGAGACAAGAGGAUUUCUUAUGAAAUGAUGAAGUAUUGGGCAAACUUUGCUAAAACAGGGAAUCCGAAUAUACCAGACCAGCCGUCCACAAACUGGCCGCAAUACACAGCAACCGGGAAAGAAUACAUCGAGUUAAGUGACGUCACCAAGUCUGAUUCUGGCGUCAUUCCCAGUCGAUGGAAGCUGUGGGUGACCACCAUUCCGGGGAUCCAGGCUUCUACCGUCUCUGCAGCUGGUGGCAUUCGUCCCCCAUUCUACGUCAUAGUGGCGGUCACUGUAGUAGACAGCCAGUUAGAAGUCACCAUCAGCACCGGUAGAAUACGAGGUUUCAACAAAACAGUGAGCGGGAUAACCGUGAACGAAUUUUUGGGAAUUCCCUUUGCCAAGCCUCCAGUUGGGAACCUUAGAUUUGCAAAGCCCCAGCCUGCGAGCCGCUGGGCAGGAGUGAAAGACGCCACAGAGUACGGUCCAGCUUGCAUGCAGAGACCCAAUCCUUAUGGGUUUCCUAAUCCGAAAAAAAUAUCUGAAGACUGCCUGACACUCAACGUGUUUGUUCCUGAUACCCUUGGCGUCAAGGCUGUAAUGUUCUGGAUUCAUGGCGGAGGCUACUUCACUGGCGGAAGUUUUCACUAUGAUUUCACAGAAUUUGCUGCAAGAGGCGACGUCAUCGUUGUAUCAGUAAAUUAUCGCCUGGGACCAUUUGGUUUCCUGAGUAUAGAUGGCACUAAUGCACCUGGAAAUCUGGGACUGUGGGAUCAGAUUGAGGGACUGAAGUGGGUACAAGACAACAUUGGAGCCUUUGGUGGUGACCCUAAAAACGUUACUAUAUUCGGAGAAUCUGCUGGGGGUAGUAGUGCCUCUCAGCUUGCUCUUACCACAAAAGCCAAAGGCUUGUUUCAGCGCUUCAUUCCUCAAAGCGGCGGACCAGGGGCAUAUUGGGCGUGGUCGACGGAAAAAGCUGCAACACUUUCUGUAAGGAUUGGCGACAUUCUAGGCUGCCACGCCGGGGAGACAGAGAGGUCAAAACUCCUCGACUGUCUACGGAAAAACACAGCUGACCGAUUCCUAGACGCAAGCAUCGUUGCUACCAUAGGUGUCUCUGGGGCCCUUCAUUAUAGCGCCGAGGUCGAUGGCGAUAUGUUCCCAGAAUCCGUAUCAGACAUGUUUAAAAAUCCUGAUUCAGAAGUGAUGCGACACUUUCGUUCUCUGGACUGUUUAGGAGGUUUCACUGACGGAGACGGGGCAAUAUUAACGCAUGACAUCGAUAACGGGAUCACCCCUGCAGAGUUACGAGACAAGUUCAUCCCUGACGUGGCCAAACAAGUCGCACCUGGCCACGAAGCCGAGAUUGAGAGAGUUCUGGUGAAGGAAUACUACAACAGCACAGCUAAUCGAUAUGACACUGCUAACCGCUACGUUGACAUCGUGACAGACUGGGCGUUAGCAGGUCCGGUGGCAAUUCUGACAGAUAAACACGUAUCACCUGGUGGUGGCUCUACAUAUCUGUACUACCUCACAAAGGUACCUUCAUAUGGCUAUGUUUUGAAAACCCCUCCUUGGUUCGAUCGGUCAAACCACGCAGACGACCUUUCGUACCUCCUUGGUCCGGAUCACCCAACUAUGUUUGAUGACGGCGUGGAGUUUGAUGACGGAGACAAGAGGAUUUCUUAUGAAAUUAUGAAGUAUUGGGCAAACUUUGCUAAAACAGGGGAUCCUAACAAACCAGACCCGCCGUCCACAAACUGGCCACAAUAUACAGCAACCGGGAAAGAAUACAUCGAGUUAGGUGACGUCACCAAGUCUGCUUCUGACGUCAUUCCCAGUCGAUGGAAACUGUGGGUGACCACUAUUCCUGAGAUCCAGGACUCUCCUGUGCCUGCACUGGUCUCUGCAGCUGGCGGCAUUCGUCCCCCAUUCUACGUCAUAAUGGGGGGUAUGAUGUGGGCCUUGAUGACUCGUGUCUAA